AUGUUAAUUCUGACGCCUCGUUGGGAGUGUUUGGCUCUACUUUUGGGUGUUUCGCUUUGUUUGGCUAACGGCAAAGUCGUUCCCGAUAAGACGGAAGAUGCUGGCGACAAAGAAGUGCAAGUAUUUGGAGAUUUAGAAGUUGCGGAAAGCGGACAUCACAAGCAUCACGAAGAAAAGCACGGAGGUCACGAAGGAAAAUGGAGCAAAGGAGGAAAACAUCACGGUUCUCACGGAAAGGGGCAUAAACAUCACGAAGACGAUUGGGGACACUGGGGAAAAUUCGGAAAGCACGACAAACACGGUAAAGGCGAUCACCAUCACGACAAGUUUCAUAAAGAACACGAGGGUCACCACGAAGGCGGACACCAUCACGAAGGUAAGCACGGAUUCGAACAACAUCACGGACAUGGACACCACGGACAUAAGGUCGGGGAUCACCAUCACAAAGACAGGGGACACAAAAAGCACGGUUUUAAGAAUUAUUAUCACAAGGAAGAGCACGGAGAUCAUAAAUCGUACCACGACGAACACAACGAUGGCAAACAUCAUAAAAGUCAUAAGGAUCAUCACGAAGAACACAAACAUCACGGAGAAAAGCAUCACAAACAUCAUCACGGAAAAGGACACCACGACAAGAAAGAACACGGACAUCACCACCAUCAUCACGGAAAAGGCGGCCAUCAUAAACACCACGGAGAAGACCAUAAAGAAGGCGGAAAACAUCACAAAGAACAUCACGGCCACAAACACCACGGAGGACAACACCACCACGAAGAGCAUAAACAAGGUGGCCAUAAAAGUCAUCAUAGUCAUCAUCACGGUGGAGGAGGCGGCGGCGGCGGAGGACAUCAUCACGGAGGUGGUGGCGGCGGAGGUGGCCAUGGCCAUCACGGAGGAGGAGGUGGUGGAGGCGGACAUCACCACGGAGGUGGAGGUGGAGGUGGACACCAUUACGGUGGACAUCACGGAGGAGGUGGAGGCGGACACGAUUACGGUGGACAUCACCACGGAGGAGGAGGUGGAGGCGGACAUCACGGAGGAGGUGGUGGAGGCGGACACCAUUACGGUGGACAUCAUGGAGGAGGUGGUGGAGGCGGACACCAUUACGGUGGACAUCACGGAGGAGGUGGGGGAGGCGGACACGAUUACGGUGGACAUCACGGAGGAGGAGGUGGAGGCGGCCAUCACGGAGGGGGUGGUGGAGGCGGACAUCACCACGGAGGUGGAGGUGGAGGUGGACACCAUUACGGUGGACAUCACGGAGGAGGUGGGGGAGGCAAACAUGAUUACGGUGGACAUCACCACGGAGGCGGAGGUGGAGGCGAACAUCACGGAGGUGGUGGAGGCGGACACGAUUAUGGUGGACACCAUGGAGGCGGAGGUGGUGGAGGAGGACACCAUCACGGAGGCGGCGGACACCACCACGGAGGUGGAGGAGACGGUGGAUAUCAUCAUCACGAGAGCAAGCACGAGCACCAUUAUUACGACGGUAAAGGUCAUCAUCAUCAUCAUAGUAGCAGCGGACAUCACGGUUAG
Messenger RNA from Centruroides sculpturatus (bark scorpion), 1536 nucleotides. Its product is annotated as histidine-rich glycoprotein-like. The record is from RefSeq and is a predicted model, not a curated record. The transcript has 2 exons. NCBI's taxonomy places the organism in Eukaryota, Metazoa, Arthropoda, Arachnida, Scorpiones, Buthidae. Bases 1 to 1536 code for a protein of 511 amino acids.